This is a messenger RNA of Camellia sinensis, 3475 nucleotides long. The record is from RefSeq and is a predicted model, not a curated record. NCBI's taxonomy places the organism in Eukaryota, Viridiplantae, Streptophyta, Magnoliopsida, Ericales, Theaceae.
GUUUCAAUCGUGCCGUCCUCAAACCCCUAUACAAUCUUUCUCUCCUCUUUCUCCUGUCUAGAUUCUUACUAUUUCUUCAUUCAGUACUCUCUCUCUCUCUAUUCCUAUGUGUUGAGUCUUGGGCAUGUAAUGGCGUCGUCGAGUUCUGCGUUGAGGUCUUCACAGAGGUCCGAGAGACAGCACAUUCCUCACGGACGCUCUUCUUCUGCUCUUUCUCGAAGCGUUCGAUUGGACAACAGACUAAUCUAUCUGUUCGCCCCAAACCCCCUGCUUCCCGGCGCUCUGUUACCCCUAAUUCUCGAACUCGCUCUCACGACGAUGACGACCCAGAACCUGGAAGAGUGAGAGUUGCAGUCAGACUUAGACCAAGAAAUGCAGAGGAUCUUCUUUCAGAUGCUGAUUUUGCUGAUUGUGUUGAAAUACAACCAGAGCUCAACAGGUUAAAGUUGAAAAAAAACAAUUGGAAUUCUGAAUCUUAUAGAUUUGAUGAAGUAUUUUCAGAGAGUGCUUCUCAAAGGCGUGUUUAUGAAGUAGUAGCAAAACCUGUAGUUGAGAGUGUAUUGAAUGGGUAUAAUGGGACAGUUAUGGCUUACGGUCAAACAGGUACUGGCAAGACUUACACUCUAGGAAGACUGGGUAAAGAUGAUGCUUCCGAGCGUGGUAUUAUGGUUAGAGCUAUGGAAGAUAUACUUGCCAAUGCAUCUCCUGUAUCUGAUAAUAUUGAAGUCUCAUAUUUGCAGUUGUAUCUGGAAUAUAUACAAGAUUUACUUGCACCAGAGAAGAUUAAUAUCCCAAUUGUUGAGGACCCCAAGACUGGAGAAGUGACAUUGCCUGGUGCAGUGGUAGUUAAAAUUCGAGAUCUUGAUCACUUUUUUCAACUACUUCAAACUGGUGAGGCAAACCGUCAUGCAGCAAAUACAAAGAUGAACACAGAGUCUUCUCGUAGUCAUGCAAUUCUUAUGGUUCAUCUUCGGAGAGCUGUCCAUGAGGAGGACAAUGAUGCUCCUUUUCAUGAAAAAAACAGUAAAAGGGAUUUAUCUAAUGGUCAUGGCAUUCCUACUGUACGAAAAAGCAAGCUGCUGAUUGUGGAUCUUGCUGGAUCUGAGAGAUUAGACAAAUCUGGCAGUGAAGGCCGCUUGCUUGAAGAGGCUAAGUUUAUUAAUCUCUCUCUUACUUCCCUGGGGAAAUGUAUAAAUGCAUUGGCUGAAAACAGUCCUCAUAUUCCUAUUAGAGAUUCUAAACUAACGAGACUGCUUCGUGAUUCAUUUGGAGGCUCUGCAAGGACAUCACUUAUUGUAACAAUUGGGCCGUCUUCUCGACAUCAUGCUGAAACCUCAAGCACCAUAAUGUUUGGACAACGGGCCAUGAAAGUUGUAAACGUGUUAAAGCUUAAGGAAGAAUUUGAUUAUGAAAGUUUUUGUCGGAAGCUUGAGAAUCAGGUGGAUCAUCUAACUGUGGAGAUUGAUAGACAACAAAAGUUGAGGGACAAUGACAGAGUUGAAAUGGAAAAAAACCUCAGAGAGUGUCAAAAAUCAUUUGCUGAAUCUGAAAAGAGUUUAGUUACAAGGUCUGAGUUUCUAGCAAAAGAGAAUGGUCGUCUGGAAAUAAAGAUGAAGGGCAUAUUAGAUGAACUGAAGCGUCUAAAAGAUCAUAAUGAUUUUAUGCAUGAUGAAGUUGAACACUUAGAAAUGAGUCUAAAACACAGCAAGCAAUACCAGCUUGACAGUUCUACGUAUCAGAAAGUACUUGCAGAUACCACCCAGAUGUAUGAGAAGAAGAUAGCAGAGUUGAUGAAGCAAUUAGAGGACCAGCAGGCUCACUCUGAAAGUGCUGAAGAACAGUUAGAUGUGAUGAAGAAGUUGCUAAGUGAUCAUCAAAAGACAAUGCAGCAAUAUCAAAAGGAAAAUUCUACAUAUCAGAAGGCUCUCUCAGACACCACUCAAAUGUAUGAGAAGAAAAUAGCAGAAUUAAAGCAGGAACUAGAUGAUGGGCAUGCCCGUUUUAAAGGUGUAGAAGAAGGAUUGGAUAUGACGAAGAUGCAAUUAAGAGAUCUUCAAAACUCAAACCAGAUUCAGGGGCAAAAGGUGAUUGAUGAGCUUAGGCUGAAACUACAAGAAAGUCAUCAGCUGCGUCAGAAGACUUUGAAUGAACUUGACUCUUUGAAAGCAGAAUAUAAAGUUCAAUUGUCAGACAAGGCAACAUUGAAGGAAGAACUUAAUGCUGUGACGCAGAGCCUUCUAAUUGAGGAAAAACAAAGGAAAGCUUUUGAAACUGAGCUUCUUAAAUCAAAGAUGCUGGUGCCUGAAAAUCAUGAUGACUUUGAGGACAAGAAAUCAUACAUGAAAGAGAAUAUGGUUAAACCACUGGGUUUACAUAAAUCAAACCAAUCAAGGGAAACAAUUUCCGGUCAGAGGGCCACAAUUGCAAAGAUUUGUGAAGAAGUUGGGCUUGAAAAAAUAUUACAAUUGUUAACAUCUGGAGAUAUCGAUGUCCAAAUCCAUGCUGUAAAGGUGGUGGCUAAUCUUGCUGCUGAAGAUAUCAAUCAGGAAAAGAUUGUGGAGGAAGGUGGUCUAGAUGCACUGCUCAUGCUGUUGCGAUCAUCCCAAAAUGCAACCAUACUUAGGGUGGCUUCUGGAGCUAUUGCUAAUUUGGCAAUGAAUGAGGCAAAUCAAAGCUUAAUAAUGAAUAAAGGAGGUGCUCGACUCUUGGCAAAUACUACGUCCAAAACAGAUGAUCCCCAAACUUUAAGAAUGGUAGCUGGAGCCAUUGCAAAUUUGUGUGGAAAUGAGAAGUUACAUGUGAUGCUUAGAGAAGAUGGAGGCAUCAAGGCACUCUUGGGAAUGGUUAGAUCUGGGAAUAGUGAUGUCAUAGCACAGGUUGCCAGAGGAAUAGCUAACUUUGCAAAAUGCGAAUCCCGAGGAAUUGUUCAAGGACAUAGGAGAGGCCGUUCAGUCCUAAUGGACGAUGGUGUGCUUACAUGGUUGAUUGCCAACUAUAAUUCUUCUUCAACUUCGAGUCGACGCCAUAUUGAGCUUGCUCUUUGCCAUUUAGCACAAAAUGAGGACAAUGCCCGAGAUUUCAUAUCUAGUGGAGGGGCAAAAGAACUCGCACGAAUAUCAGUUGAGUCAACAAGAGAAGACAUUCGCAACUUAGCAAAGAAGACUCUGAAAUCAAAUUCGACAUUCAAAGCAGAGAUGCACGCAGAAUGGUAGUAAAUUGUACAGAAUUGAGAUAUACAAUUCUUUUGUUCAAGUUAUUUACUCUUUCUAGAACUCUCAUAUGUAUAUUUCAUGCCAAAGUAGGUUCUUGGGUUGGCACAUGUAUGUAUGUAUGUAUGUAUGUCCAUGAUUGGCUUCUGUUGUCUAAUUGGGCACACUGGAAUCACAUAUAUUUGACUGUAAACUCCAAAUUUUGAAUAGAGAAAAGUAUAUGGUAAGUGUCAAUACUUAAGAAAAUUGUAUGUUUUACAUCAACA